Molecule: messenger RNA, 3944 nt
Organism: Fragaria vesca subsp. vesca
Lineage: Eukaryota; Viridiplantae; Streptophyta; Magnoliopsida; Rosales; Rosaceae
Product: protein SCAR3-like
Exons: 9
Coding region: 213-3608 (1131 amino acids)
Biological process (GO): positive regulation of Arp2/3 complex-mediated actin nucleation; actin cytoskeleton organization
Cellular component (GO): cytoskeleton
Molecular function (GO): Arp2/3 complex binding; protein kinase A regulatory subunit binding
Source: RefSeq, a predicted model, not a curated record
ACACACACAGGGAUUCAGUCCUUCUCAGCAGUUAAGCAGCUUCAAUCAUCCCACCUACUCUUUCUCCCUCCCAUUUACUCAAUUUCAUUCAUUCCUUCAUUCAAUGCCUGCUCUUCAUUCAUAAAGCGCUCACCUUUGUCUCUACCAAGCCAUUAAAUUCCCUCAAAGUUUUCAUCUUUUCUGCUCAGAAAUUAAAACCCAGAAAGAAAAAGAUGCCUCUGGUGAGGUUUCAGGUGAGGAACGAGUACGGCCUUGGUCAGCCUCAGCUCUACAAAGAUGCUAACAGAGAAGAUCCCAAGGCCGUGCUUGACGGCGUCGCCGUCGCCGGCCUCGUCGGGAUCUUGCGCCAGUUGGGCGAUCUCGCCGAAUUUGCAGCAGAGGUUUUUCAUGGCUUGCAAGAGCAAGUGACGACUACAGCUUCUAGAAGCCAUAAGCUGAUGGUUCGCGUUCAACACAUUGAAGUUGCACUUCCUCCCCUUGAGAAGGCUGUACUUGCUCAAACAAGCCACAUACAUUUUGCAUACACAGCUGGUUUAGAGUGGCAUCCGCAUAUUAGAAGUGAAAGGCAUCAUUUCAUCUACAAUGACUUGCCACGAUUUAUCAUGGAUUCGUAUGAAGAAUGUAGCGAUCCUCCGCGUUUGCACUUGCUUGACAAAUUUGAUACUGGUGGUCCAGGAUCAUGUUUAAAGAGAUAUUCAGAUCCAACAUUUUUCAAAAGAGCAUCCGCUAUCCCUGACGAAGCAAAUGCUGAGAAACUGCAAAGAGAUAGGAAGGCUCAAAGAAGCAAGAAAAAGAAAGGAUCACAACAUAAUGGAGAUAUAUCACGUUCUGCAUCGAUAUCCAAUCGCAGUAACAGAAUGCAACCUAUUUCUUCAAAUGUGAAUGGGCAAAGCUCACCUUCGCAAACUGUCUCCACAACUGACAUGGCGGCAUUGAAGUCUGACCUUGAAAACAAUUCUAAUUCUUUUGGUUCAAGAACUGAGUUAGGAUAUUAUGAGUAUGUUGCCCAUUCAAGUUCCUCUCUGCAAGCCAAACCACAAGAAUACAAGGAAUCCCCUACUUCUGAAUCGGUGCAUCAUGAUGAUACUCUUGAAUCUGUUUUGCAUGACGGUGAAAUUGUGUUUGUAGAUGGUAACUCUCCUGGAAGUUCAUUACAGGACCAAGUUACCUCUGGUUCAUCUUGUGGUAAAUGGGAUGAGAAGGCAGAAAUAGUUGAUCCUACUGGUCAACAGAAGUGUUUAGAUGAAACUACAGAAAUGCUCCCUACAAUGGGUGGCGUGGAUGCACAUGAAGGGAGAGCUGGUGACAGUAGGAGUAUUCAGCCAAAGGAUUACCUCUUUGAUGGCGAAAAUAUUUUGGAACCAUCCUUGAGCAGGAACCAAAUUGAUGAAAUUGUAAGUGAACCAGAUGAACCAGACGCUUUCAUGGAUGCGCUUAAUACCAUCGAAUCGGAAUCUGAAAAUGAUCUUGAGUGUCAAACAAAACGAGAAGUAAAACCUGUCCCUACUUUUGUCAAUAAGGAAGGACUGGAUGGAAUGCAUGAGAUCACCAUAGAUUGUAUGAAUCCUCAAACUCCAAGGUUUGAAUCUCGGAGCGCAACAUCUCACAUUUCCCCUGAAAGAGAAAUGCCGGUGCAUAUACCAAACUCAGCAUCAUUAGAGAGCCCUGUUCCUGAGCAGAUCCCUCAAGUAACUAUUGAACCAUCUAAUUCAAACCACUAUGUAGGGUCUGAUAGAACUGACAUUCUUGACGAUUCAAGGUUAGAAACUGUGGAUUGUGAUUCAGCACCCUCUGGCUCGGGAACUACUACUGUGCAGGAUAAGAUCAUAAGCGGUUUAGGUGAGCCUCAAGACUCUCCUUCUGACGUUUCCAGGAGUAAUUCAAUAAAUUACUGGACAGGUGUAUGUGAGCCUCAAGACACUCCUGCUGACAUGUCCAGGAGUAAUUCAAUAAAUUUCUGGACUAAUGGUGGCAUGUUAGGACUUGAGCCAUCAAAACCUCCUGAUUUCAGCAUGGCAAGUCCUGUAAAUCCUGCUAGCAGAAGUACAGCCGAGACAGUUGAUCUCUCAAAUCAUGCUUACAAGCUUAUAGUCGAUGAGCAUGAAACAGGACCAAGCAUGUUGACUAUGGAUGAUCGAUGUAAUGAUAAAGGUCAAGAGGAUGGUAUCUCAUCAGAGACAAUUUCUAAGGGAGUUUCACCUAUGGAAUCGUAUACAAAGCUUGGAAAUAUUGGUGAUUCUAAUAAGAGCAAUGGAUUUGGCCAGGCCAUGGAGGAUAGUUGGAAAAGAACCAACACAAUGGAACCUGGAAAUGUGUUACCAGUUGCUCCAUACACUAAAUCUGCUUCCAAUGAAUUAAAUCAGGAGAAUGAUGAAAACUCUUCGCGGGUUUUUGGACUUGGUCGUAGGUUACUUGAGAACGGUUUUGGUAGAAAUGUAACGUUUGACAAAUUUGAGCCUGCUAGCUACUUGAAUGCUGAUGAAUUGGAGCAGAAAAGUGAGCACCAUAGAGUAGUGUACCAAUCAUUUCCUGAUACAGCCUUCCAAGAGCAGUCUGUGGAUGGAUUUGCAGUUCAUUCAUCUCCUUCUUCACCACCACUUGAACACAUGAAGAUAUCUUUCCAACCCCUCAAUGGCAUUGAAACUUCCAAACUAAAACUGAAAUUAUCUGAUGGGAAUCAAAGCCAUGGAAGUGUAAGAGACAUGUUUCAAUCAUUCCAGUUGACCCCAGAACCUGCUGUCCCUUUGCAUGAAUUUGGUUCUGAUUCUGACGAUGACACCUUCUGUCGAUCAUCUCCUUACAUAUCUGAUGAUUGUGUUAGCCAUCACUCUGAAUCCAAUUCUGAACAAUGGGAGUCUAGUGCAACUCCUGAGAGAGACAACCAUGAACUUUAUGAUGCCUUGCGUGGAAUCUCAUCGGUGGAACAUAUUUCCAGCUCUCCGGAACUAGGGGAAAUAGCCAGCAAUGCCAUUUAUAGUGAUGGUGGAAUCAAAAGCGUUCACUCUGAGGAUGGUCUGGUACAGUAUCUCUCUGAUCCUUUACUUGAUCUUCCAAGCUUAGAUGCUUUCAAACCUGUACUUCUGCAAGAACCAAAAGAUGUUUCUGCACUAAUGGAUGUCAAUGGUUUGAGAUGUCCGGCGGAAUCUACACCAGGACCACCACCUCUCCCUCCAGUGGAAUGGUGCCUUUCUAAGCCUCAAUUCGAUGCUACAGAAGAAAAUCAAGAUGUAUCUGAAGGUUUUAAACGUGUACUUAAUACAGGCCUCUUGGGGUCUAUCACCUUCCAGCAACCGCCAUUAAAGCAACAAGUGAAUGAAGUGCCUGUUUGUAUUAAACCAAAAUUCAAGCAGAACCAGCAGGUGAAUGAACACAAAGAAGCUGAUCAGGCUCUAAACAGCAAAGAGAUAGACGAAAAUGACUUCUUACGACAAAUCAGAGCACAGUCAUUCAACCUGAGACGCACAGUGACAGCAAAGCCAACGACUACUACACCAGGACCUGCUACCCAUGUCAAAGUCACUGCAAUUUUGGAGAAAGCAAAUGCUAUCCGCCAGGCUGUUGGAAGCGACGAUGGGAAUGAUGAUGACGAUACCUGGAGUGACACUUGAUCUGUCCAUGCUUGUUAUGCCACUCCAUGAGAAUAAUCCUCUUAAUGGCAUAGUUCACAAAGCUGGUUAGUUGUAGGUGGCUGUGUUACAUAUAAUGUGAAUAAUUUCAGUUUCUUCAUGUAAUUAAUCGUAGGGCUGAUCUUGUAUUCCCCUUUGCAGUAAUUUUGAUUGAUUCCUUUAGGUAGAAAGAUGAGAUAAGUUGUAGGGUUGAGUAUGAUGGAUUAUCCACACACUUGAGGCAACCAUAUAUAGAAUGCCAUAAUGCCUAAAUAUAUUGUUGUUGUUCCUUGAGCACAAUGUUCUUUCUUUUUUUGGAAGAGGUUGAUAUGUUCUUCU